Daphnia pulicaria is the source of this 1733-nucleotide messenger RNA. It is a transcript of the gene crc, whose product is annotated as cyclic AMP-dependent transcription factor ATF-4-like. NCBI's taxonomy places the organism in Eukaryota, Metazoa, Arthropoda, Branchiopoda, Diplostraca, Daphniidae. Bases 234 to 1334 code for a protein of 366 amino acids. The record is from RefSeq and is a predicted model, not a curated record. Gene Ontology annotation, biological process: regulation of transcription by RNA polymerase II. The transcript is spliced from 6 exons. Gene Ontology annotation, molecular function: RNA polymerase II transcription regulatory region sequence-specific DNA binding; DNA-binding transcription activator activity, RNA polymerase II-specific. Gene Ontology annotation, cellular component: nucleus.
UCCGUCUGUUUCUUCGUUCAGUUUCCUCCAUGAAGUCAAAGAAUACAGUGCUAAACAAAUUAUUUCUGCGUACCAAUUGGUGAAUCAUGAUGGGAUACUAGCGCUUUUUGCGUUAAAACGCACACCCCCGUGUGCCUGCACAACUAUAUUAAAAAUGGAGUUUUUUAGCCCACUUUCCCCUUCAGUCGCCCUGACGACAAUAAAAUCUUUUAUUAUAACACCCUUUGAAAAAUAUGAAAAAAUCAAUGGAGUUCCUUCAUCCCAAAAUGAAUAUGGAGUUUGGGGAAAUGGACAGCAGUCUGGGGGCCUUUUGGUCACCAGCUUUUGAGAAUGAUAGUUUCAAUUCUACAUUUGUUUUGAAUGAACGAGGUGAUGGUAAUUUUGGAAUAGCUGAGAAUGCCACUGAGAACCGAAGUAAAUUGGCUGCAGAGAUGCUCAAGGAGUUGGAGAGCUCCCAAGCACAAAAUUAUGAUCCGUGUUGCGGAUGGCUAGAGGAACCAAUGGACUUGGAAGUUUUUGGACAGUCCCUGGUAGAGUCGCCAGCGAUUCCACUAGGUGAUGAAACUGAUUACUUCCCUCUUUCCCCUGGUCCGUCGAGUCCUCUGACCCCACAAGCCCCUACACCCAUCCAUCCGGCUAGCCCACAGGAAUUGUAUCCAUCGCAGAGUGAUUUGUUUUCACUCAAGGAUGAGGUGCCAGUUCUUGCCAUUCCAGCCGAGAAUGAAGAACUGCUCGAGUCGCUGGAAUCAUUGUUGCAUGAAAUUGCGGCGGUAGAAUCGACAUCCGAUCAACCCCAAGUUAUCCAAGAAGAAGAAGACAUAACGUCAGCUCUACUCGAGUCGCUUAUUAAUGGUCAUGUUGCUGAAGAACAGGUCAACGAAGAAUUGGUUGAGUUUAUGGCGCUGAUUAACAAGCCUAAAAAAGAGCUUUGCGCUGUUUCUGCCAGUCCAAUCGUGCCGAUUCCACCUGCUUCGAUUGGCUCGACCAUUCGAAUCUGCAGUUCCGAAAGCAAAGAUCCCGAAUGGAUACCUACACCUAGAACGUCGGGUCGCAAAUCAAACUCAAGCCAACCGAUUGCUACUACGCCUCGCAAACCACGCAAGAAAAGUUUUAGAUCAGAUGACCGCCGUCUCCGCAAGAAGGAACAGAACAAAACAGCAGCUACUCGAUACCGGAUCAAGAAGAAAGUUGAGUUGGAUAUUUUGCUGGAUGAAGAGGCCGCUCUUGAACAACGCAAUCACCAGCUACAAAUGCAACACGACGAAAUGGCCAAUGAAGUUCGUUAUCUAAAGAAAUUGAUGCGCGAGAUUUUUAACAACCGCAAAAGGCGCUGAACUUUGGAUACUCUUUUUCUCUCUCCCUUGUACGCAUUCGCUUCUUAAACCUGUUCAAUUAGAAACAAAUGUAGUCUUCCGUUCUUUAAUUCUCAAAUGUAGCCGAUUAAAUAUUCAGAUUUGCUGCCAUGCCCAUUCCAUCAUCCGUAUUUCAGCUCUUAGCGACGCAAUUAGCCCGUGAAUCUUGGAAACUUUGUUCAACUAUGAUGGCCAACUCAUUCGGUCGGAUACUUCUUCCUUGACUUUGUUGACAAUUUACGUGGGCUCUUUGUUUUGCUGUGAGCUUCAUUCAUAUUCAGAUUAAUGUCAUUAAUUUUAUAUACAGUAAAAUGGUGUCGGUUUCGUUUCUCCCUUCGUCUUUAAUUUCAGUUACAAUCUGAAAUACAUAACUAACUUCAG